Messenger RNA from Sitophilus oryzae (rice weevil), 2313 nucleotides. RefSeq names its product transcriptional repressor protein YY1-like (gene Pho). Gene Ontology annotation, molecular function: RNA polymerase II cis-regulatory region sequence-specific DNA binding; DNA-binding transcription factor activity, RNA polymerase II-specific. Gene Ontology annotation, biological process: regulation of transcription by RNA polymerase II. Lineage: Eukaryota; Metazoa; Arthropoda; Insecta; Coleoptera; Curculionidae. The coding region runs from base 89 to 1174 and encodes 361 amino acids. Gene Ontology annotation, cellular component: transcription regulator complex; PcG protein complex. The record is from RefSeq and is a predicted model, not a curated record. The transcript has 7 exons.
GUGACGUUCAUUAGUCAGUGGAUGUCCGCCAUUGUGGUAUUUGUGCGUGGCCAUAUUUGUUCGUCCAUCUUUUAUAAACAUAAAAGUUAUGGCGGAUCACCAACAUGUAAUGUGCGAAGUGGAGAUACAGCCGGACAUUCAAGAAUGCGUUGAAAUUGAGACGAUUCCCGUGGAUAUGAGUGAUACGGUCGAAACUAUAGUCGAAUGCGGAGAGCCUAUGAUGUCUAUGCAAAGUCUGGAAGGCCGAGAACUCAUUUUAGAAACGCACGAAGAAAUUGUAGAUGAUUCGGGGGAUCCUCUGAAUCUUUACGAAGUCCCUGUCCCGGAUCAAACUGAGCUGUACGUUGAGACAACGGCGGGGCCCUCCAAGAAACGGAAGCACAUAAAAAGUCGGGGUAUAAUAAGGCGAGAAAACGAGUUCCUGUUGAGCGAUAUGCAUGUGGAAACAAAACCCAGAAAAUGGGAACAGAAACAGGUGCAAAUCAAAACAAUGGAAGGCGAAUUUUCAGUAACUAUGUGGGCUUCUGGGGCAAGCGACGAUGAAGGUUCGAAUCCAGAACCUGAUCCAGAUUACACCGAAUAUAUGACCGGCAAGAAAAUAGCAACCGAUGGUAUGCCAGGAUUAGAUUUAUCAGAUCCCAAGCAACUUGCUGAAUUUGCCAGGCCCGGCUUGAAGAGCCCCAGAGUCAGGAAACCUAAUCAAGACAUGACAGAAAGAACCAUUGCCUGCCCCCACAAAGGAUGCAACAAGAUGUUUCGAGAUAACUCAGCCAUGAGAAAGCAUCUGCACACGCACGGGCCUAGAGUUCACGUUUGUGCAGAAUGUGGAAAAGCAUUUGUAGAGAGUAGCAAACUAAAAAGGCAUCAGUUAGUUCAUACUGGAGAGAAACCAUUUCAAUGCACUUUUGAAGGCUGCGGUAAAAGGUUUAGCCUUGAUUUUAACUUGAGGACGCAUGUUAGAAUACACACAGGAGAUAGGCCAUAUGUCUGCCCGUUUGACGGUUGCAACAAGAAAUUCGCGCAGUCUACUAACCUGAAGAGUCAUAUUUUGACGCACGCUAAAGCCAAGUCUAGGAACAAUACCCAAUCGAGAUCUUCGAACAAUAUUCAAAUAAUGCAACCAUACAUGCAGGUUGAGGUGGCAGAUCCCGAAUAUAUCGUUUAUACUGAUUAAAAUGGGUUUUAAGUGGAUUUACUUUUGCAGUGUCCGAUACAAAAAAAUGGCGUAACUCAACGUAAAGCAGCUACAUUGUUACACCAAAUGAUAUCGGAGUUAUUUCACUAUAAAAAAAUAAGUAGUAAACUUAUAGGUACCUCAUUUCAGGUUUAUUGUAUAUAGUUAAUAUUAAACUUUAACUUAACCUACCUUGUAUAAACCAAAAAUGUUUUUUUUUAUUUUUUAAACUUGCAUAUAUACAUAUAAGGUUAAGAUAGUGUGUCAUGUUACUGUGUAACAUGGCUUUUAUUUUAUUUUUUUUCGUGUGUGCAUUUUUUUUAAGUAAAAAACACGCAAAUUCGAGUAAUCACGUAUUAAUGCUUGUUCCAAAUACUUAUUUGACAAUUUUAUUUUACUGACAUUUAGUUUAUUUACGUUAGAAAUGAAGCUUUUUGAGUAUAGAAUGAUUUGUUAUGAUGAAAAAGUUUAAUAAUCAAACAGGCUUAAAAUUCUAAUGUAAUUUUUAAUAAGAAUUGUUUAUCUGUCAUUUUGAGACACGUGACAAUGAUAUAAGGUGUUAAGAGAGGCGUUAUUUUGACAGAUGAAGUGUCAUAAUAAACGUUUAUAUGCUAAAUAACAUAAAACCGCACUUGAUUAUGAAACUUCUUCAUCAUAUUGUAUUUUAUAGCUAAAGACUCGGUUUCCCAGCUUAUUUGGUCUGUCUGACUAUUCGUAUUUAUAAUGUGACUGACUUUUUUUAUUUGGAAUUCUAUUUAUUUUUUAAGAAUAUGUCUUCAGUAGAAGAUUAAUUUAUAAUGGGAGGAACGAAAUUAUUUUGCAUAGUACAUUCUAAAAUAAUUAUUGUACAGGGUGUCUCAGUAAGAAUAGCUGUGGGCUGUAUCUCUGAAAGUAUUGGCCGUAGGGUUUACGUAAGAAAAAUAUUUUUACCAAAGAGGCUAUGAGAAAUUGCUGGAUAUUAUUUUCAAGUUUGUAGAACGGUCGCUAGAGGGACUGCUAUAGAAAAUAAGAAAUGGAAUUUUUAGAAAAUUUUGCCUAGAUAAGGUGUACUAUAGUAAACGCCACGAAUGUUUGGGAGUGAUUCAUCGGUCGCUACCAUGUGAGCUAAUCUGUUCAAGGUCACCUAAAACUUAAUUCCA